Drosophila novamexicana is the source of this 989-nucleotide messenger RNA. RefSeq lists its product as uncharacterized. The record is from RefSeq and is a predicted model, not a curated record. Bases 78 to 821 code for a protein of 247 amino acids. Lineage: Eukaryota; Metazoa; Arthropoda; Insecta; Diptera; Drosophilidae. The transcript has a single exon.
UUUUUCCUUUUCGGCUUUCUGGAAAAAUUUUCAAAAUUUAAAUUUCCCACUUUUUGGUUCCAAAUUUUUAAAGCUCAAUGUCGAUGUGGAAACAAGUAUCUGGUAGGUCUCGAUGCCUGCUAGGAAAAGCGGGGAUUCUAAAUUCUGUUGGGCUUCGACGCUUUUCGGAGAAGGGCCACAAUCCCACUCCAACAUGCAUGGAGAGAAGUAAGAUUUCGCAACAGAACACUGACGCUUGCGUCGAUGACCACCCCAAGGCACGCAAGGCGGAGAAUAUUGAAGAAACUUUUCCCUUCUACAACCUUAUAAAAUUCAGCAAGGAUUGCUGUGAAAUGGAUUGCGCGGAGCUAGAGUUUCCUGGCUUUGACAAGUGUCUCUACAAAGAAUCAGACAAGAACAAGCGCAAGUACCAGAUCACCUGGGUGGAGUGUCCACCUAUUGAAAUCAAGCCAAAGAAGAUCUGUUGCCAUGUCAAGGAUGCGCGCCCACCUUUUGAGCGUCGCAAGCCCAAGGAAAGACCCAGCACGGCCUGCAAGCCACCUGUCGAAAAGUGUGAGGAAUUGGAAUGUCCAAAACUUACAAUGCCCCACUGUAGGCCUGUGCGUGUUCCAGUCAAGUGCCAACGUAUCAGAUAUCCCUCUGAUUGCGUAAAGGUGAAGGCGCCAUAUCCAGCCUUCUCGGAGUGCUCCCGUCCCAAGCUGCGCAAGAGGCGCAGAUCCGAAUGCCAUUGCUGGGAUGAAAUACCAAUGUGCGAGCUGCUCAGGGUUCUAAACAGGCGUCUCAUUACCGGCAAUAUAAGCAUGAAUCCCUGCAAGCCCUAACAAACUGAUGGUUAUCAAGGCUACACAUUGACUGGGUGUUUAGCUAGAGUAGCAGACAGUAUAAUUGGCAUUAAUAGAAUCAAUUGAUCGUAGACUCUAUUUGAAAAUCAGAGGCGUUAAUAGAACAUUAUUCAUUCGAAUUCAUAAUAAAUAAAUACUGAUUCUAAA